Molecule: messenger RNA, 1452 nt
Organism: Paraglomus brasilianum
Lineage: Eukaryota; Fungi; Glomeromycota; Glomeromycetes; Paraglomerales; Paraglomeraceae
Source: the annotation of a GenBank genome assembly
AUGGAUAUCGAAAAUAUUAUUCGACCAAAAACCCCUGAAGAAUUGCGUCUCGAACAAAUCAGACACAGUCACGUACACAAAUUCAUUCCAGACAUAUACCAUUCUAUCUUCAUUCAUAAAAAAUUCGAAGAUAAAAGUUGCAUUAAAUGCGAAGGACCCGCACCCGAGAGUUUUGAUAAAAAGCUCGAACCUUUGCAAGAAUGGUUACGUUUAGGAAAUGGAAAUAUUAUUCCUUCCCACCAUACAUACGAAAAAUUCGAAUCCACUGACUUUCCAACGGCGUCGAGAAGACGACGAGAAAAUAUUCUCCAAAUCAUUUAUACAUGUCGUUUCGUAAAGUACCCCGAGACUUGGGACUAUACGUACUUGAUACUCGAUCGACUUAUUAAAAAAGAAAAAUCAGUACCAAACCAACAGGAUAAGUACUUGCCCGACUUAACAGAGGAUGAAUUAAAUUUUAUCCACAAUCAAGUCGAAAACGAUAUGAGAGAAACUUAUGGAGAUGAAAUAUUUUCGACCCCGACAAUUAACAAAGGAAUGCUCGAAUUCGAUAAUUCCCUUGAGAAUACGACAUUUGAGACACCCAGCGGAAGAAGCAAUUUAAUGGAUAAAUAUUUCUCCGCGACAUCUCAUGUCACUCCUACGGAAAGAAAAUCAGAUUCGGAUAUUCAUUUAACUAGCGAUUGGCAAGCUUAUGCAGCAGACCCUAAUCAGGGACAAAGUUCUGCUACAGAAGUAGCUAAUACAGCUAGAAAUAUUCAAACGGCGUUACAACCUGUAUGGAGCGCAUCCAAUAUUGGUACUAGCCUUUAUGGUACUCCUAUGGAUACGACAGGCUAUGGUUAUUCAUACCGUUUUCCACAAAUACCUUACAGUCGCUCGGCAUCGACUACUCCUGUACCAACAAUAAGGGGAACUCCUAUGUCAAUACAAUAUUCUCGAUUUGACAAUAUGGGAACAUACGAAACCCCUAAAGUUCCUAUCGAGGAAGAACCGGUAGCAGAAACUCCAACGAAUAAACCAUUCUCUAACGAGAAUAUUCAAGGAAAAUCGUCGGUACCUAUAGUAUUAUAUACUGACACCGAAGGAGUUGUAGCAAAUGCCGAAGACAAAGAUGAAAAUGAGGAGAGCGAAAAAGAAGAUGUUGCAGCAGAGUACGCCUCUGAAAACGGAGAAGUUAUUAAAAUAAAUUCCGACACGAACUCGAACGAAAAUUCGGAAACCGAAUCGGAAACCGAAUCUAGUUCUGAGGAAAGUAUGGAUAAUGAGGACAAAGAGAAAAAGAAAAGUAAGGGAAAGGGUAUUGACACGGAUACCUCGGGAGAUACUUUAUCGCCUGAGAAACAUACUCCGUUAACAGGACAACAUAAAAACGUCUUUGUCACACCCAUAAAAUAUAUAAAAGCCCUCACAUUUCCACUCAUCCAAGCUCAAGUGGAAAUAAAAACAUAG